AUGCACCUCCCAACCACCCUCCUCACCUUCCCGCUUGCGGCCUCCGCAGCAACAACCCUCAUCCCAACGACUGCCUUCUACUCCGUCUCCUCAUUGGAAGAGUAUUUCGCUUACCUCUACCCCUGGGGCUCCGACCACAAUGGUUCCGCCCGGAUGAAAGGCAACUCCACCGACCAGGAGUACAUCUCCGUGGCAGACGGGACCUUGACUCUCGUCGCGAAGCGCGUUUCUGGUGAAGAGCCUACCAGUGGGGGCCAGGAAAUCAACUACCUCUCUGGAGCGGUGCAUUCUGCUACCACUUUCACGGUGGAAGAAGGCUCUGGAUUCAACAUCGAGGCGGAGUUCCAAGCUCCUGUCGGCACCGGCACUUGGCCUGCUUUCUGGCUGAAUGGGGCCAAUACCUGGCCGCCUGAGAUUGAUCUGGCUGAGUGGAAGGGAACCGGAGACAUCAGUUUCAACACGUUCAAUUCAUCCUCUGAAGUCCAAGCCCUGGACACGGAGUAUCCAUCGCCGGAUGACUUCCACACCAUUCGCACCGAGAUCCGCGACGAAGACGGCUCCAACAUCUCGGUGGCAUUCUACCUCGACGACAAGCUCCUGACGACCCAGUAUGGCGGAGAAUAUGUUGGAAAGCCACUACAUCUGAUCAUCAAUUUGCAAAUGGAAGGCUCGUCUGGAACCCCGGGUCCCUCGGAAGACACGUACUAUCGUAUUCGGAAUCUUUCCUUUGAACAGAUCUAG
Aspergillus melleus is the source of this 741-nucleotide messenger RNA. Its product is annotated as glycoside hydrolase family 16 protein. The coding region runs from base 1 to 741 and encodes 246 amino acids. Gene Ontology annotation, biological process: glucan catabolic process. NCBI's taxonomy places the organism in Eukaryota, Fungi, Ascomycota, Eurotiomycetes, Eurotiales, Aspergillaceae. The transcript is spliced from 5 exons. The record is from RefSeq and is a predicted model, not a curated record. Gene Ontology annotation, molecular function: hydrolase activity, hydrolyzing O-glycosyl compounds.